UCCGACACUACACAAGCAGGCUGAAUCGGGAAAGGAAAAAAAGAAGAAAGGUAAAAGAAAAAACAAGCCGCCGUAGAUUCCUCUGAACCCCAAAAUCUCAAGCCUCUCCCAUCUCCCAUCGGCGGCUGGCGGCGGCGAAAUGGAAAGCGGCGGCGAGGAGUUCGCGAUUGGCGUGCUGAUCUCCGCGAAAACCACUCUCGGCGACGAGUUUGAAGGCCAGAUCGUCUCCUUCGACCGCCCGACCAACCUUCUCGUGAUUCAGGAGGGCGUGGGGAAGGCGGAGAGAGGGGAGCGGAGGAACGUUCGGGUGAUUAAGGCGAACUACAUCCGGGAGUUCUCCGUGGUAGGCAGGGCCGACGACCCACUCGACCCGGCUGGCUGCGUGCUCGACCUGUCCGCCAUCCACGCCCGGGAGGAGGCCGCUCUCAGACAGGCUGAGAUUGAAGCUGAGAGAAUUGGUGUUGGUGUCACCCCAGAAGCUCAAAGCAUAUUUGAUGCUUUGUCCAAGACGCUUCCAGUUCAAUGGGACAAGACUGACAUUGUUGUAAUGAAGGAGGUUCGUGUAUGCAAUCCAUACCUGCCUGAAAAUGUCAGUGGAGGAACAUCUGCUGCAAAUGAACGGGUUAAGAAAGUGCUUGACUUUGAAAGGAAAAGACUACUUGUGCGUGUACCUGGCCAAUUCUAACUUACCCGACUUGCCUAAUUUUCAUCUGAACUCCCCCUUUGUACUCCAAGUUUAAGGCUGCUUCAUCAUAGAUUUUUCUAAAAUUUGUUUCUGCAAAACCCAUGCCAUAAACUAUCUCAUCAGCUAGCUAAAUCUGUAUCCUGUCAUAGAUGUGCCCUUAGAAUAAUUUAUCACGCUGAUGUUAAUUUGGUGGCUGAUUGUAAAAGGGCUUUGAUUGAGGCGAACAUAGAAAGUAAAAGUUGAUUGAUAACAUGGAAUGAAUGGUGAGUUAUAUGUAACUACGAGAAAAUGGGGAGGUACAGUGAAAAUUAAUCAGUUGGACUUGCGUA
Messenger RNA from Oryza brachyantha (malo sina), 1014 nucleotides. Its product is annotated as protein LSM12 homolog. The record is from RefSeq and is a predicted model, not a curated record. The transcript has 5 exons. The coding region runs from base 140 to 685 and encodes 181 amino acids. Lineage: Eukaryota; Viridiplantae; Streptophyta; Magnoliopsida; Poales; Poaceae.